CUGAGCGCGCUGCGUCGGCGGCGUGCUGGAGGCGGAAGGGUCUGCGCCACUGGCCGAGACUUUAUCAAGGAUCUUGGAAGCACUGCCAACAUGUCUGAUGUUCAAGAAGCCACUAACCAGCUUCUGCAUGUGAACCUUCAUGAGAACCAGAUGUCUAUAAAAGUGACAGAAAGUGACCCCAGAAGUGAGUCUGAGCAUCUUCGAGUCACUAUUGGAGCCACUGUACCUACUGGUUUUGAGCAAACAGCUGCAGAUGAAGUGAGAGAGAAACUGAGGUCAUCGUGCAAAAUCAGCAAAGAUCGGGGCAAGAUAUAUUUUGACAUUUCAGUGGAAAGUCUAGCUCAGGUUCAUUGCCUGAGAUCAGUUGAUAAUCUAUUUGUGGUUGUUCAGGAGCUUAAAGAUUACCAGUUCAAAGAAACAAAGGAAGAAGUCCUAAAGGAUUUAGAAGAAUUGGCUGGGAAGCUUCCAUGGUCAGACCCUUUAAAAGUAUGGAAAAUUAACACCAGUUUCAAGAAAAAAAAAACAAAGCGCAAAAAGAUAAAUCAGAAUUCAAGUAAAGAGAAGAUUGAUAAUGGAUGUGGAGACAAAAGAGAUGAGAGAGAUGUUAAAAAAGAGGUGACUGAUAAUGCUUUAGAUUCAUGUAUUUUAGACUACUAUGAAAACCCAGCCAUCAAAGAAGAGAUAUCAACAUUAGUAGGUGAUGAAUUGGCAACUUGCAAAGAUGAGACUGAUCCCGAAGUGCUCAAGUUUAGAGUCACAUGCAACAGGGCAGGAGAGAAACAUUGCUUUUCUUCAAAUGAGGCCGCAAGAGAUUUUGGAGGUGCUGUUCAAGAUUAUUUUAAGUGGAAGGCUGACAUGACCAACUUUGAUGUGGAGGUGCUUUUGAAUAUCCACGAUAAUGAAAUCAUUGUGGGCAUUGCAUUAACAGAAGAGAGUCUACACCGAAGAAAUAUCACACAUUUUGGACCUACAACUCUUAGAUCUACUCUUGCCUAUGGGAUGCUCAGGCUCUGUGCUCCUCAACCUACUGACAUAAUAGUUGAUCCAAUGUGUGGAACAGGGGCAAUACCAAUAGAGGGGGCUACUGAAUGGUGUAACUGUUUUCAUGUUGCUGGUGAUAAUAAUCCAUUGGCUGUGAAUAGAGCAGCAAAUAACAUCUCAUCUUUACUGACCAAGAGCCAAAUUAAAGAAGGCAAACCAUCCUGGGGCUUGCCUAUAGAUGCUAUUCAAUGGGAUGUCUGCAAUCUGCCAUUGAGAACUGGUUCUGUGGAUAUUAUUGUAACAGACAUGCCAUUUGGAAAAAGGAUGGGCUCCAAGAAAAGAAACUGGAACCUUUACCCAGCUUGCCUAUGGGAGAUGAGCCGUGUCUGCAGACCAGGGACAGGCCGAGCUGCACUACUUACUCAGGACAAGAAAUGCUUUACCAAGGCAUUAUCUGGAAUGGGACAUGUAUGGCAGAAGGUACACACUGUCUGGGUGAACAUAGGUGGUCUUCAUGCUGCAGUUUACCUUCUGAAACGUACAGUUCAAGCUUUUGUUCAUCCUUCAGAACAAGAUAAAGAGGAACUUCCUGGUAAUGCAAAGAAUGAAGAUGAUUAAUAGCAUUUGUGCUUCCAGACACUGGAAAUGCCAGCACGAUCUUGCUUUGAGAGAAAAACAGUAUUAACAGAAGUGCAGUUUGCAAUGUUUAAAUUGGUCUAAAGCUCUUCACCCUGGUUACAUCAUGGAAUUCAGAGUCUUAUGAGAGAAGAACCUUUCUUGUUUGGAACUGUUGCAAAGAUGUGGCUUGGCAAUUGGUACUUUUUCUAAAAUGCUUUACAGAUGCUAUGCUUACUAAAAUGCUCUGGAAUUUGGGUUUACAACAUUUUAUUUUCAGGCUUUAUACCAGUUCCGGUUUCCCAUUGUAGCCAUCCUGUCUUAAUGGAAAGGCAGAGAACAUAAUCAUAGCAUUUUAGGCAACAGACAUUGCCUAUGUAGUAUGCUGUUUAGUUGCUCAAGUUCUCUUUACCCCAACCUUAAAAAAUGAAGUAUUACAUUUUGUGAAACAGUGUUUGCCCCAUGACAAGAUUUUAAUCUCUCAAGACCUUUAGGAAAGUUUACCAUCUGCCUUAAAAAUUAAAAUAUGCAUGUUAUUCAGGUUCAUACAUAUAUUAGAAGACUAGGAUUAAGCAAAGGAAUCACAAAGUUACAUUUUUACUUGUAAAUAGCAACAAAUACAUCAGUGGAUGAAGUAUGGGACCAACAAGUCAAAUUUAAAGAAGUUUUAUUUUUCAGUACACAAAAGUGGUGUUGCUUUUCAAAGUCAAACAUAAACCUGUCAAAAUAUUUUUUAACUACAAAUUUGAUGUAUCUU
This is a messenger RNA of Molossus molossus (Pallas's mastiff bat), 2353 nucleotides long. It is a transcript of the gene THUMPD3, whose product is annotated as THUMP domain containing 3. NCBI's taxonomy places the organism in Eukaryota, Metazoa, Chordata, Mammalia, Chiroptera, Molossidae. Gene Ontology annotation, molecular function: RNA binding; tRNA (guanine) methyltransferase activity. The transcript has 10 exons. The coding region runs from base 91 to 1599 and encodes 502 amino acids. Gene Ontology annotation, biological process: tRNA methylation. The record is from RefSeq and is a predicted model, not a curated record.